Scatophagus argus is the source of this 3067-nucleotide messenger RNA. Its product is annotated as E3 ubiquitin-protein ligase rnf146-like. Bases 226 to 1383 code for a protein of 385 amino acids. The transcript is spliced from 3 exons. The record is from RefSeq and is a predicted model, not a curated record. Gene Ontology annotation, biological process: ubiquitin-dependent protein catabolic process; Wnt signaling pathway. Gene Ontology annotation, molecular function: zinc ion binding; ubiquitin protein ligase activity; poly-ADP-D-ribose binding. Gene Ontology annotation, cellular component: nucleus; cytoplasm. Lineage: Eukaryota; Metazoa; Chordata; Actinopteri; Scatophagidae.
CGUACUGUUACGUCCUCGUCUUUAUUUCAGCCUUUUUCGUAGGAAAACAAAAGCCAGUUAACGUUUAAAGUCCGUAAAUUAGCGCUGGAAAUCAGUGCCGUUACACGAGCUGCAACUGUACACCAGACCAGCAGAGCAAAAUCCAAUAUUACGCGGCAAAUUUUAAGGUCCAUCAGCCCUCCUAAUGGUACAUCAGCAUUAAGGGUACUUCCACAUUUCCUAAGGAUGGCUAGUUGUGGGGAGGUAGACCACUCUGUGAGCUCACUUCCAUCCAGUAAAAAAGGCAGCAACAAUGGUGGUGGAAGUGGGAACAGUGCAGAAUCAUCAUGCUCUGGCUCCAGCAACUCAUCCCCAGCCCUGUCUGUACCGGAGUGUGCCAUAUGUCUACAGAGCUGUGUCCACCCAGUCCAGUUGCCAUGCCAUCAUGUCUUCUGUUUCCUGUGUGUGAAGGGAGCAUCCUGGCAGAGCAAACGCUGUGCUCUCUGCAGACAGGAAGUACCUGAUGACUUCCUGGAAAGGCCUACACUUCUCUCUCCGGAGGAGCUGAAAGCAUCAGCAGGAGGUCGUGGUGGGGCAGCAAGUGAUCACGCCUGGUAUUAUGAAGGCCGUAAUGGUUGGUGGCAGUAUGAUGAACGAACCAGCCGUGAGCUGGAGGACGCUUUCUCCAAAGGCAAGAAAACAGCUGAAAUGCUGAUUGCUGGAUUUUUGUAUGUAGCUGACUUAGAAAACAUGGUGCAGUACAGGCGUAAUGAGCACGGUCGUAGACGCAAGAUGAAGAGAGACGUUUUGGACAUCCCCAAGAAGGGAGUGGCUGGACUGCGUUUGGACACUGAGGGUGUUCCUGGGGCUAUUGGGGCUGCAGGUCGAGAAAACUCUGCUGAUGGGGCUGAUACCUCAGUAGCAGGUGUACAGCAGCAGGUUACAGGUGCUCAGCCUACUGUUACAGCGCCUCUAGCCACUGCCAGACCCCCCACCUCCCUUGGUGGUCAGGCUGGCAGCAGCAGCAGCCCCACUGUGGAGGAUGCUCUGUCCCAGCUGCAAAUCAGCCUCAGACCCACACCUUCUCAUGAGCGGUCUGAGGCAGGGGAAGGGGAAGAAGAAGAUGAGGAAGAGGAGGCCUCACCCUCCAGGUCCUCUGACCCUCACACCUCUGUGGAUGAGUCUGGUUCUGGCGACUGGAGCGAUGAUGAGGAAGAGGAGGAUGAAGAAGAGGAAGGGGGAGAUGGAGAGCGUGCGGAGCCCUGGGAGGGGAGGCCACGAAGGCAAAGACUGAAUCCAGAGGACAGAGCCCCUCCUGGUGCAGAGUCCGCCUCUCCCCCUUCAUCCAGUAGCAGCGGAAGGUCCAGAAUGCCUGAUGGCCAGUGUACAGUGACUGAAGUGUGAAGUCAUUGUUCAUACCAUCAUCACCAAACGGCCAUGUUCCAUUUCAUUAAUUUAUUCCUCUCUCUACGCUGUCGUUCACUCUGUCACAGAUCAGAUGUGGGAGGAUUGUUUGAGUAAUCAAGCAUAACAUACUCCCAUGUUUUUAGGUAAACAACUCAAUUUUAGCAAUCAAAUGUGGUGCCUCUUUUGGGCUCACCAUGAUCUGGAUGUAUCUGUAUGAUUUGUUUGUCUCUCUCAUCCAGUAUGUAACCAGCCGGUAGAAGCAGUGUUGACUUUUAUGUUCUAACACUGAGUGUUCUAGUACAGAGACAGGAGGUGCAGUUUGGUAAACAGCCAGAUGGAUACAGCAUGUUGUUGUGAGCCAUGAAAUCUCAGAAUUGUAUAUCCAGCACAUCAUGUGAAGUAGGUGCAUCAGACUUAUCGUGGUGUUCAGCUGCCAUCGGUCUGCUCACUUUUGGCCAUUUGGUUGUAGGCAUAUCACGUCUGUUCUUUUUAAAUUCUGGAAAAGUGGCAGUUAGAAGGCAAAAAUGACUGAUUCUUAGGCAUUCUUAUGGUAAAAUUUAUUAUCCUAAUACCCAGAGGGUAUCAGCCAGAUUUGUGAAGUGCAACAGAAAAAGCAUAAAUGGGGAUGUUAGUCCUGUAAAUGAAUCUGUGUCUUUAUCAUUAUCAUCAGCAGCUGCAUUGUAAUCAUCUACACUUUAACUCUCUCAGCUUACAUAGCACGCAGAAAGCUCAAGUUAUCUACUAGCCUUGCAAAGAAUUCUUCGUAAAUCCCAGUCCUUCGUAACUUGUUCCCAACUUCCAUGUAAAAGAUUUUCUUACUUAGGAUUGACCUGAUUAUGAAGCUUUUCCUUCAAAAAUCUGUGAUAUAAAUGUUAACUUUUGGAAAUGUGUAAUUUCAGAGCAGAUUGUGGUUUGAUGAAAAGCUUCAGGUUGUUCAUCCAGAAAAUUUAAGAAAGUAGACAGAAGUACUUGAUGAUAUUCUUAAGUCAUAUGGCUAUUUAAAUUUCCCACUUAAUCUGUUACAACUUAGCAGUUCAGCUCAGGAGCCCCAGGAUUAUGUGGCUCCAUGCCUAAGGGGUUAUGUUUUGAUUUUGAUUUUGAAACUGCAACUUUUUGUAAUUUGAAAAUCUGUGGAUAUUGCAACUACUGUUUAAAAGAAUGUGCGUAAUAGAAGUACAUAUCAAAUAUAUUUUAAACUUCCCCAGUUAGAAUUAAUUGGCAUUUUAAUGUGAAGUAUGAGUGUUUUCUUUUUUAAAGCUAUUGAGGCUUCUGCAGCCUCAUUAGUAUUCCUAUUGUCCCUGACUAAAGUAUUCUCAAUUGGUGUUUCGUGAUUUGUGCAUGUUUGAAGAGAGAGUUAUAUAAACACUACUGGUUGGCAGGAUGUUGACAAAUUAUAUUUUUGGGUUGAGUUUGAGUACAUGUUUUUAAUUUGUGUUUCUUAUGGCUGUAAAUCCUCUUGUGAUGUCUGAAGCAGUAAGAGAACAAGAACAUGCCAUUGCUAUUGGCCAUCCUGCAGAGAUUUCAUGUUGUUGUUUUUAUAUUUCUUACAUGCUUACAUCAUCAGCUCAGUCUGAGACUUCCCAUUCUGACAAAUAAAGUUUGUGUAACAGUUUUUGCUUGGCAAUGUUUUUGUUACAUGGUUUGUAAUUUAAAAAUAAAUUGUGUCAUUUCAUCAUCCUAA